Juglans microcarpa x Juglans regia is the source of this 1062-nucleotide messenger RNA. RefSeq lists its product as uncharacterized. The record is from RefSeq and is a predicted model, not a curated record. The transcript has 5 exons. The coding region runs from base 1 to 1062 and encodes 353 amino acids. Lineage: Eukaryota; Viridiplantae; Streptophyta; Magnoliopsida; Fagales; Juglandaceae.
AUGGAAUCCUCCCAUGGAAGGGGACAGGCCAUAGCUAAAGCUAUUCGCCAAAUGACUGAAGUGCUACGUACUCAGGUGGAACAAGGACAUAAUGUCAGACAAAUUAUGCCUAGAAGAGUGUUGACGCCAAAUGCUAAACCCAAGACUACAGCAAAGGCCAAGGUUUAUGCUAUUACACCAGAAGAAGUAGACCAAGAAGCUUAUGAGAUGGCAAACACGAGAUUGAUUACCGGAAUGGAUUGGUUAUAUAGGUAUUAUGCCCAGAUAGACCAUCAGAGGCAGGAAGUAGUGUUAAGGUUACCUGUACGUGAAAGGAUUUGCUAUAUGAGCAAGUUUGUUCGGCUUGAUCUGUUUACGAUAACGACUGUACAAGUUAAGAAGAGUUUGGUGAACAGGGAUAACAUCUAUCUAGUGAUUAUAAGGGACGUAAAGGAAGGACCUGAAGGAAUCGAAGGAAUCGCUGUGAUUGAGGAUUUUCCUAAGGUUUUGGCCGACGAACUACUUGUAUUUCCUCCAAAACGAGAGACAGAAUUUGUAAUUGAGCUUGAACCGGCCACAGCUCCCGUGCAUAAGGCACCCUAUCGGAUGGCCCCAACAGAAUUAAAAGAGCUUAAAGUGCAGAUUGAAGAACUUUUAGCAAAGGAUAGCUUUGUAGUGGUAUUCUUAGACGACAUAUUGGUUUACUCUCAUGAUGAGGAAGAGCAUAAGAAGCACUUGAGGAUUGUACUGGAAACAUUGCAAGAACAUCAGUUGUAUGCCAAACUUAGUAAGUGCAACUUCUGGCUUCGUGGAGUGAAAUUUUUGGGACAUGUGAUUUCUUGCAAAGGAGUGGUAGUGGAUCCUGCUAAGAUUGAUGUUGUAACGAAAUGGCAAAGGCCAACUAAUGCUCAUGAAGCUAACAUUGUAGCUAAUGCAAUUAGUCGCAAGGCUCAGACAGACUUACCAUUGGUUUUAGCAAGAUUGAGAAACCUAAUGAUUGGAGAUCCGCCACGAGAUGUCAUGUAUGAAAUUGCGCAAGAGUUCAUAGCUGUGACUGAAGAAGAAAUCCUAGAAGGACAGUGA